Messenger RNA from Cylindrotheca closterium, 2886 nucleotides. Lineage: Eukaryota; Bacillariophyta; Bacillariophyceae; Bacillariales; Bacillariaceae. The record is from the annotation of a GenBank genome assembly.
AUGACAAGUCUCCCACAGCACAGCGAGAAUGUGGAAGAGGAACUGCACAGAAUAGAGCUAGCUCUAAAGACAAUAUACUCUCCGUCAUCAUCCUCAAGUCCGAAUCUUUCAAAUCCUUCCAAUCAGCAAUGGUGGGAACAACGGCAACUCGCUGACCGUUACUUGACAAGUUUCCAGGGCACUGAAGUCUCGUGGAUGGUUUGUGACUGUAUUUUACGGGAAACAGACGCUCCGCUGAAUCCUCUACAACAACAGCUGGAACAGCAACAACGUCGCUUCUUUGCUGCUCAAACGUUGCAUACAAAAUGUCGAACAGACGCCUAUCAACUUCCCGCGUCUUCGCUUCCUUCAUUGCGAGAUUCACUAGUCAACAAUUUAAACCGAUACACAGCGGUGGGAAACAUGGCACUUACCAAUCGAUUGGCCAUGUGUAUCUCUGCGCUAUCGGUACAGAUGGCAUGGUCAACAAUUGUCAAUGAUUUGAUGCAAUCCUCAGCCCAAAACAGCACUUUAGUUCUACAUGUAUUGAAGGUGCUCCCAGAAGAGUGUGCCUCGGACCGUCUGAUUUUGGUAGAUGAAAACUUUCGAUUUCAAAUGCGAGAUCACUUGGUUGCAAGUUCUGCAAUGGUUUUCAAGUUUCUUGAAACUUCCAAUUGUCCGCCAACCACUAUUUAUGAAGUUUUUCGUUCUUGGAUUCGUUACGUUCCUGUCCAGGCCCACGUCAUCAUGGCAUCGCCAUUGCUUGAGGCUACCAUCCGAAAUCUUGUGGAGCCUGCCCACUUGGAACUCGCGUCGGACGUCUUGGUGGAGAUCUUGAGAAUGUAUCCUUCCCACGUGCCACAAAACCAAGGUCUUGUUCAAAGAAUGAUUCCAAUGCUAUCCAGCCUACCAUUUGAUCAAGCGAUUCGCUCGGAAGACGAAGAUGUGUUGCGUGCUUAUUGCCGUAUCAUUACUGAGAUGGGUGAAUCGUACUUGAGCCUAAUAUUAUCAGUCCAAGACACUCAAGCAUCAUCAAUUGUCGACUGGGUUCUUCGAUGUUCGGCUAUUGCAGAAACAGAAAUUGCUAGUAUUACACUCCAUUUUUGGUAUCGAAUGGUACUGGACCUUGAAAGCGUUGAUCCAUAUGAUGUUCGCCAAGAGUUGGUUGAUCGUUAUGCAACACAGUUGCUGAACCUCAUUGAUAUAUGCACUUCGAGCCUCAUGAAAUACCCAGAAGACUACAACGAUCUGGCUCCAGACCGCGUUGACGAUCUAGAGAGAGACCGAUUCUAUGUAUCAGAGACAGUUGAAGAUUGCUGUCGACUCCUUGGUGGCCAGAUCGUAUUGCAACGACUUGGCCACUUGCUUCAAACUGAAGGGAACCGUGUGGGUGCCAAUAUCAAUUCAAAUUGGCAGGGAAUUGAGUCCUGCUUUGCUUGUAUACUGGCAGCCAAUCGUUUCGUGGCAAGCGACGAAGCCGAUGUGCUUCCAUUUUGCUUUGCUCUGAUACCAAGACUACCUGCAGAUGUAGAGCCUCUUCGAUACACCACGAGCAAGAUGAUUGGAAAGUUUGCAUCCUGGCUCUCAGAGCAUCCUCAAAUCCUUCAACCACUGAUGCCAUAUCUUGCACAAGGCCUUUCAAUAAAAACAUGUGCACCUGCUGCAGCUGUAGCAAUCAAGGAGUUGUGCGAAUGCUCAAACCAGAAAAUGUCAAUGGGUGAGCCAGUACUACAGCUGUACAACGAGAUUAGUGCCAAACCUGGAAGCUUGGAUUUAAAGGACGAACUCGAAGUCCUAGAAGGGGCAUGCCGCGCUGCAUCACGUCAAUUCAGAGAGACUCAAGAUAAUAUUGCCGCUUUUGUCCAACGCAUUGCCCAGCCAAUUGGAGCAAGACUCGCAGCGAGUCUCAGCAACGAGAGCUGCAACGUGAGGCAACAUGUGAUCCCCGAAAUUGAGCGACUUACGGUCAUCGUUCGCUUCCUUGCAAUACCGUCUACGCAACCGCCUCAUCCGAUUAUUGAGCUCAUAAAAUCUAGCUGGGCUUUGUUGCAUGCUGCCUCGAAUCGCUUCCCACUAAGCACUGACUUGGCGGAGAAGAUUUGCCGAUUGCAUAAACACACACUCAGAGCUGUUGGCCCCGUCGCCUAUGCGCCCAUGCUUGAUGCCUUGAUGGAAGAACUGGUAAGAAGCUUUGAACGCUCAAGACAGUCUCCCUUCCUCUAUGCUGCUAGUAUUUGUGUGUCAGAGUACGGAAGGGACCCAUCAUGUGCUCGAAAGCUGUUUGACAUGGUCAGCGCAUUGGCAGCCGCUGCAUUCACCUUCCUUCGCGACUUGAACGACUUGACACAUCAUCCUGAUGUUGUUGAAGAGUUCUUCUACUUGAUGGGACGCAUGGUAUCAUACUCACCAGACCUUCUCGUUGCAAGUCCUCUGCUACCAUCACUGUUCCAAUGUGCUAUAGUUGGGAUGCAGUUGGAACACAAAGAUGCCAAUAAGGGAACACUGAACUUCCUGGAGAAUACAAUAACCUUUGGACUUUCUCUCCGUGAACGAAGCCAGCCACAGUGUCAGCAGUCUCUAGGACAGGUUCUUCUAUCUGAAGGACCAGGUAUCGUGCGCAACUUGAUCCUUUCACUCAUCGGUGAUCUUCCAGCAUACAGCAUCGACCGUGGCCACGGAUCUAUUUCAGGUAUCCUUUGGAAGCUGAAUAUGUUAUUGCCUCCUCAAACAUUGCAGUGGGCAAAGGCUUCUUUGGCAAAUGUACCUGAGCAGAUUUGUGCAGAGUUCUUGACUGCUUUGAACAGGCCUUUGGAUAGUGGACUUGCCCGUCAAGAUUUUGAUGGGGUGGUACUACGAUUUAUGGACGCUUGUUUACGGCAUCGCAAGCUACAGAAGAGGCGUCCUUGA